Messenger RNA from Girardinichthys multiradiatus, 3395 nucleotides. RefSeq names its product gastrula zinc finger protein XlCGF26.1-like. Gene Ontology annotation, molecular function: RNA polymerase II cis-regulatory region sequence-specific DNA binding; DNA-binding transcription factor activity. The record is from RefSeq and is a predicted model, not a curated record. Gene Ontology annotation, biological process: regulation of transcription by RNA polymerase II. The coding region runs from base 359 to 2389 and encodes 676 amino acids. NCBI's taxonomy places the organism in Eukaryota, Metazoa, Chordata, Actinopteri, Cyprinodontiformes, Goodeidae. The transcript is spliced from 3 exons.
ACAUGUGGUUACACGUUUUACAGUCUCUCCUAUAGAUGCAAGUUUAAAAAAAAAACAUAUUUUUUUAUUGGAUGGUUUAAAAGGGACAUGAUGCAUACUUUUAUUUUGAAAGCAGACGUAAACCUGAACGUAGUGAUGCUUGGUUCUCCUGAGCCAUAACAAAAAGCGUGAGGGCUGGCUUAAUAUUCGUUUGGGGCCUUGUGUGGAGGCUCGAAGUGGAGCCUCGUUUGACCACGGUUGUUUUCUGGAAAGGAAAGGCCCGUACCAUCGAGUGAGUGAAUUUUGGGGACUCUAACUGUCCCUAACUGCUGAGUAACUGUCCCAGGAACAUCUGGGGAUUGAGAGGCUAACAGCAGACAUGUGGACACCGAAGGACGAACAGCAGCAGCAGGCAGCAGAGGGAGAGAUUUCCGGAGCAGCUAACAAAGAGAAGCGGUCUCGUUUGGAAGAAAAUAAGCUGCGUCUCAAAAUUUUGGAGCCUGUUUUCAACCCCCGAGUUCUGCUGCGCAGAUUAGAUGUUCAGCGGAUGCUGUUAGUUAAAGAAGAUCCUCCAAAGGACUCAAAUCCCCAUAACCAAAAGGAGGAAGUUGGCACCAGUCUACAGGGCGAGAAGGAUGAAGAGUCCACAUUGUUUUCACAGUUUUUUCAACCCAAAAAGGAGGACAGAUAUGUCCCAAAUGAAGAAGGUGGAGCAGCAGAAUUCACCAGGAAUCAAGACCAUGAGGAUCCUUCUAACUCAUCAGGGACUGAAGUCAGUGAGGAUGAUGAUGACGACCAUCAAUCAAACUCUCUUCAAAGAGAUAUGAAACAUCAUUCAAGAUCAGGGUCUUCAAACUCUUUUGAUAAUAAAUGUGUUACAAUGAAAAACCCAAAAAAGGUCCAGGCAAGCAUUAAGUUUAGUUGUGAUGACUUGGACAAAAUGUCUACUAGAAAGGAAAGAUUAAACACACACAAGACAAUCCGUGCUGGAGGGAAACCUUUUUCCUGUGAUAUUUGUGAUCUCAGAUUUAGCCAAAAGAAAAUUUUAAAGGAACACAUUAGAACCCACAUAGACAAUAAACCGUUUUGUUGUGAUGUUUGUGAAAAACGAUUCAGCAAAAAAGCAAUAUUAAACAAACACAGGAAGACCCACACAGACGAGAAUCCUUAUUCUUGUGAUUUUUGUGGGCAAAAAUUUAAUCAAAAAUCAACAUUUAUUGCUCAUCUAGGAAUCCACACAGGACAGAAACCUUUCUCCUGUGACAUCUGUGGACAAUUCUUUAGACUAAAAGCAUUUUUAAAAGUACACAUAACUAUCCACACAGGACAGAAACCUGGUGGAAAAAAGCUUGCGAGUAUCAACCCAGAUGAGAAACCUUAUCGUUGUGAUGUUUGUAGUAAAGGUUUUAAUCAAAACUCUGGAUUACAUAAUCACAAGAGAAUUCACACAGGACAGAAGCCUUUUUGUUGUGAUCUUUGUGGAAAAAGAUUUAGCCUAAAAGACUCACUAAGGAAACACAGAAGGUGCCACACAGGUGAGAAACCUUAUUGGUGUGAACUUUGUGGAAUGACAUUUAGCCAGAUCUCUAAUUUAAUCAGGCACAGGCGAAGCCACGCAGAUGAGAAACCUUUUUGUUGUGAUCUUUGUAAAAAAAGAUUUAGCAAUAAAUAUGGCUUAAACACACAUUUGCGAACCCAUACAGGAGAGAAACCUUUCUCUUGUGAAAUUUGUGGACACAGAUCUAAAUGUAAGGAAUAUUUAAAGAAACACAAGAGAACACACACAGGUGAGAAACCUUUUUGUUGUGAUCUUUGUGGAAAAAGAUAUGGCCAGAAGUCGACAUUAAACAAACACAGGACAAUUCACACAGCUGUUAAACCUUAUUGUUGUGAUGUUUGUGGACAGAGAUUUAAUCAAAGAUCAGCACUGAAUGCACACACAGGAAUCCAUACAGGAGAGAAACCUUUUUCCUGUGAUAUUUGUGGACGGUGCUUUAGACGAAAAUCAUUUGUAAAAGCUCACAUGACAACACAUGCAGGACAGAAACCUUUCUCCUGUGAUAUUUGUGGACACAGAUUUAACCUAAAAAAGGACUUAAACAAACACAUAAGAAUCCACACAGGAGAGAAACCUUUUUUUUGUGGUCUUUGUGGAAAAAGAUUUAAUGACAAACCAACACUAACCGUACACAUAAGAACCCACACAGGAGAGAAACCUUUUUCGUGUGAUCUUUGUGGAAACAGAUUUAGUACAAAACGAUUAUUAAAAAGACACACAAUAAUCCACACAAAAGAGAAACCAUUUUGUUAUGUUUGUGGAAAAGGAUUUAGCCAUAAACAACUAUUAAAUGAACACUUGAGCACUCACCCUAAAGGUGAAACUAGCUAUGAAAAAUCAACGACUGUUUGAUUUGCUUGUUGAUGGUUGCAGUGCAACAGAGGAAUAGGGAAAGUGUAACAGUUCCAGGUUGAGGGUUCUUUGUCCAUAUUUUUUGUAAAGAUUUAAUGCCCCUUUUCGACUAGUCCCUACUUAGAGCAGUUUGCUCUGGGUCGACUCGCUUUUUUGGAUUUUCUAUUAGUGACGUUUACGUGGAACAGUUACUAUUUUUAGUACCUGUUUGCUUGUGGUUCCAACCAUUCCAAGUCCAAUGAAAAUGCGAUGUCAGUAACUAAUAUUUUCAACUGUUGAAUCGUUUUACGCUAGGUUUAUUAAGUAUAUGAGCACUAUUAUAGCAAGCUAGCAUUAGUUAAUAUUAGCUUACCAUCACACGUCCUGUAGUUCAUAUCCUUCUGUUUUAUACGACAAGGCUUCCCUCUUUCUCCUGAACUUAUCCACAGUGCUUCGGGUCUCACUGCACAAACCCUUCUCUCGUCUUUCAUUCGGAGUCUGACAGCAGCCAUAAACGGAGCAGCAGUCUUGGCUAACUGUGUUUUUUGUGUCUAUCACAUCACUUCGGACUGAGCAGUCGGCUUGCUAUUAACGAUCCCGCCCCCAUUAAGAACUUAAUUGUGAUGGAAAAUUAAUCAAACCUUGGUAAACGGAAAGAAAGAACCUAAACUCAGAUCUUCAAUGGAAAACAGUGACUUUCUCCUGUCAACGUACUGUUUUCCCAGCUGCCCCAGGAGGCCGAGUGGUCUUCUGGUCCAAUCAGCUCUAGCCUGUCUACCUGGACUCUGUUCCCGAGGAACUGCAUGUUUGGGUCACUUGCCAGAGCGAUCCUAGUUGAGAGGUUUUGUGUCUGGGCAGAGCCAUAAUCUUUGAAUAUAACAAAAUAGAUUACAAUGAUUUCUGUUCGGGCUGCACGGUGGUGCAGUUGGUAGCACUGUUGCCUUGCAGCAAGAAGGUCCUGGGUUCGAUUCCUGACCGGGGGUCUUUCUGCAUGGAGUUUGCAUGUUCUCCCCGUGCAUGCGUGGGU